Cajanus cajan (pigeon pea) is the source of this 880-nucleotide messenger RNA. NCBI's taxonomy places the organism in Eukaryota, Viridiplantae, Streptophyta, Magnoliopsida, Fabales, Fabaceae. The record is from RefSeq and is a predicted model, not a curated record.
AUAUGGGUGGACGGUGGACAUAAUUGUUGUUCCAUGCAGAACCUUUUUCUUUUUGCUAGUGUUAUAGUGUAUCUAGCUUUAAGUGUUCUUCACCAGGAUAACAAUAACUACUACAAUUUCUGAAGGUUAAUACCUGAAGUAUUCUACCAAGUUGAUAACUAUUGCAGGGAUUUUGAAAACUAAGCCAAGAUUUUCAUUGCCAUCAGUUUCACAUAAAUUUGGGAGCAUUGGUCCUUCAAUCUCCAAGAUUGAGAGCUUGCCUGAAAUUAUCAAAGCUGUUGAUUCUAGGACUUGUGCGAAUGUAAAUGGAAAUUAUCUUGAUGAUGAUGAUCAAAUUGAAAUUAAUUCAGACAUUGAGCUUGCUGAAACAGAAGCUGUUCCAUAUGGAUUUAAUCUGGCCACAAUGGAUGAUCUUUUUGACAACCUCCAAGAUAAGGCUGAUCAGCUUUUUCAGAAACGUAGUAGAUCCCCCUUGCUGAAGACAGUCAUUGACAGUGAAGAUUCCCCUGAGCCUGUGGAUAGUGGGUCAUCUAGCGACAAUGAGGUAAAUGAUCAACAAAUGAAAAUUUUACCUGGAAAGAAAAUGCAAACCAUGGCAGAACGAUUUGAAGAAGCUUUAGGGACAUCCUCUGUUAUCACUGAAGGGCCUCAUGUUGGAGCACUUAAUUCCUUGAGAGCUACAAUAUCUGGAAAACUACAGCAGAUGAUGCUGAAAGAAAAAGAAUCAGACAUGGAGUUCUGGAGAAAGUUACAAGCUGGAGCCAAGCCAGAUAGUAAAUCUUUUGCGAAUAUUCUUCAAUUUAUCUUCAAACUGCAUCUCCAAUCUCUGCUCCAUUCUCUGCAUAACCUCUGGACUGUAAGAGUCAAUAGUGCUCCUUGA